Arachis duranensis is the source of this 985-nucleotide messenger RNA. Its product is annotated as beta-carotene 3-hydroxylase 1, chloroplastic. Gene Ontology annotation, cellular component: chloroplast. Gene Ontology annotation, molecular function: beta-carotene 3-hydroxylase activity. The record is from RefSeq and is a predicted model, not a curated record. Bases 85 to 891 code for a protein of 268 amino acids. Gene Ontology annotation, biological process: xanthophyll biosynthetic process; carotene metabolic process. Lineage: Eukaryota; Viridiplantae; Streptophyta; Magnoliopsida; Fabales; Fabaceae. The transcript has 6 exons.
CUCCUUCCUUCAUUCUCUUCCCCUCUCACCAUCACCACUCACUUCCUUCUUUCUCUUUUCAGAGCCUCACAACUUAAACCCACCAUGGCGGCAGGACUCUCCGCCGCAAUUGCCUGGAAGCCCCUCCUCCGUCCCCACCACCACCACCACAACAAACACCAAUCCUUCAAUCCUCACACUCCAACGCCUGCUUCCUUCUUCAGAACACACCAGAAGCUCGCAACUAUAAAGUUCACUGCCUGUGUUCUCAUGGAGGACCCCAAGAAAACCGCCAGUAGCCACGUGGCGGAAAGCGAAAAGGACGAAGAAGAAACCGUUGUGGUUUAUCCUCAGCUGGUUCCGCCACGUGUCGCGGAGAGAUUGGCCAGGAAGAAAUCGGAGAGAUUAACGUACCUUAUUACCGCCAUGAUGUCUAGCUUUGGCAUCACUUCCAUGGCGGUCUUCGCUGUUUAUUAUAGAUUCGCAUGGCAAUUUCAGGGUGGAGAAAUUCCAUUGUCUGAAAUGUUUGGCACAUUUGCUCUCUCCGUUGGUGCUGCUGUGGGUAUGGAAUUUUGGGCUAGGUGGGCACACAGAGCUCUCUGGCAUGCUUCCUUGUGGCACAUGCAUGAGGGUCUUGGAAUCACAGUGUUUGGAAUGGCUUACAUGUUUGUGCACGAUGGCUUGGUUCAUAGGAGAUUCCCUGUAGGUCCCAUUGCCAAUGUUCCCUACUUCAGAAGAGUUGCUGCUGCUCACAAACUUCACCAUUCGGACAAAUUCAAUGGGGUGCCAUAUGGCCUCUUUUUGGGACCAAAGGAAAUUGAAGAAGUGGGAGGGUUAGAAGAGCUUGAGAAAGAGAUUAGUAGGAGAACAAAAUCUUAUAAUAAUAACAAUAAUAAUAAAAAUAGUUCAUGACAAAUUCAAACGUUGACCAGAAAAGCUGUUUUAAAGAAUUAUAUAUAUCAUUGUAGAGAAAAAUCAAAUGAAAUGAAAUGAAAAUUUGCUAUCA